AUGCAGUUUAUAACACCCAAGGAUGGGCCUCGCCGCGGCUCAGUAGCUGGAGGUCACAAAGCUAGGUCCACCAAAAUCCUUUCUGACACCGUAGAAUCAUUCCAUGAGGAUCUUGAUAUUAAGGAUGGUGAUCUGAAGCGCAAGCAAAUCUUCAAAGGCUGGGUAUUACUAUGGUUGGCCUAUCAGUCUACCGGGGUCAUAUAUGGUGACAUUGGCACGAGUCCGCUUUACGUCUACUCGUCCACCUUCUCCUCUGAGCCCUCAUAUACUGACCUCCUUGACGCACUGUCGUUGAUCAUUUGGCCCAUCACCCUGAUCAUCACCGUCAAGUAUGUCUGCAUCGUGCUUUGUGCUGGUGGCGAAGACGAAGGCAGAACGUUUGCAAUGUACAGCUUGUUAGCUCGCUAUUGUAAUAUUUCCGUCCACGACCCCAAGACUCGCAGCACAAUCAAGUCAGAGCGAUACGAUUCCAAUAGCCUACGGUCAAGUAACAAGAAUGUCCGGAGCUUCAUGGAGCAAAGCAGCCUUUCGCGUGGCACACUGAAGGCACUUGCUGUCUUUGGAGUGAGCUUGAUUCUUGCUGAUGGCAUUCUGACCCCAGCACAGUCAGUGUUGGGUGCUAUCCAAGCCUCUGGAUAUUCCAAAAUCGGGAACGCCUUCGCUCCAGCAGUCCUCAUAUGGCUAUUAUCUAACAUAUGCUUUGGAAUUUAUAACCUCGUCAAGCAUGACUACACCGUGUUGAAGGCAUUCUCUCCCUACUUCGCUAGAGACUUUCUCGCCCGCGUUGAAGCGCUCUUCGCCAAUCUUGGCGCCUUCUCUAAAAGGGCCAUCCAGCUAUCGUGUCUUUGCUUCGCAUACCCUUCCCUGCUUCUCGCAUACAUCGGGCAGGCUGCGUUCAUCUCUCAUGACCCAUCCGCGUUCUCGAAUCCCUUCUUUAACUGCGUUCCGCCCGGCAUGUUCUAUCUAUCCCUUGCGAUGAUCGCGUCAUUGUCUCAGCUCUUGUCCCAAGUCAUGAACAUGAGCUAUUUCCCUCAGAUCAAGUUGGUUUACACCAGCAAGCGAUCCUAUGGACAGAGUCAUAUACCGGUGGCAAAUUUGCUAUUGAUGAUCGGAACAGUAAUAGUCACUGCAGUAUACAACAAUACGACAAGUCUUGGCCAAGCCUACGGAGUUUGUGUCAUUCUAGUUACCUUCAUCACGAUAAACAUCAUUGCGCUUCUUCUUUUAAUCACAAUCUGGCUCCCAUUUGUCGCACUUGAUGGCAUUUUCCUCUCAUCGGCAAUCACAAAGGUGUCAGACGGGGCAUGGUUUACGCUUCUCCUCGCCUUCCCCCUGGCUAGCAUAUGUAUUCUCUGGCGAUAUGGAAAGAGAAGCAGUACCCUCGGGAUCUUCGACAAAGUCGACGACCUGGUCCCCACCGUCUACCUCGAAUUCCUUCGCAAAUUCGAAGCCCAGCAAGAAGUCCACGUCUUCCUACACCUCCGCGCACUAUCCAAGCCAUACGUCUCCGCACAAGACAAAUACACAAUUCAGCAAACCUCACUUCCAAAUUGCUAUCUCAUGACUAUCAAGCAUGGAUAUAAUGACCGCGCUAUCAACGCGGACCUUGGCCGUAUUAUCUACGAAGAACUGCGGGAGGGAAUUGUUCAGAGCAUAGAUAUACCAGAUUAUUACUCUUCAUCAAUUACUAGCGAGCCGUCGUCGCGGUCGCAGAUAUCGGAUUCGGCGGUUACGCCUGCACGGCGUGCUCCUUCUUCCCCUCAUCCUGGAUCCCCCUCUACAUCCGCAGUAGAGGGUACAAUGCUCGUCAACGAAUCAUGGAUUGAACGUCGUCUUACGGCACUGUAUGCAGCGUAUAAGCAUCAAGUUGUUUAUAUUGUGGGGAAAGAGCAGAUUCGUUUGCUGGUGGACAAGAAUAACUUGUUCAAGAGAGCGGUGUUGGGGAGUUUUAUUUGGUCGAGAGAGAAUACGAGGACGAAUCCUGCGCAGUGGAGGUUGCCGGUCGAGAAGUUGGUUGAGGUGGGGUUUGUUAAGGAGGUUUAG
Molecule: messenger RNA, 2043 nt
Organism: Lindgomyces ingoldianus
Lineage: Eukaryota; Fungi; Ascomycota; Dothideomycetes; Pleosporales; Lindgomycetaceae
Product: potassium transporter
Exons: 14
Coding region: 1-2043 (680 amino acids)
Biological process (GO): potassium ion transmembrane transport
Cellular component (GO): membrane
Molecular function (GO): potassium ion transmembrane transporter activity
Source: RefSeq, a predicted model, not a curated record